AUGUAUUUAUCCCAAGUAUUCCUGAUUGCAAGUCGACAUGGAAUUAUUAAUGCUCAAGGGGAAGAAAAUCUAUCCCAAACAUUAGUGAUAGGUAGAGAUCAGUUGGAAAAGGCUAUGGGUGAAGCUAUGGAGAGGGUUGAAGCUAUGAGCCAAGUGGAAUUAAAGUCUGCUUUGUUUAAAGACCAAAUAAAUGAUGUAUUAAUACCAAGAAGUAAAUCUUACAUGAAAAUCAAGAUGGGCUUUGUUUCAGUAUUCGCUGCCACAAGGAUCAGAGAUAUGAUUAAAGGUGCUGAAAAAAAUGACGAUAAACGCCUAAUCGCUGUAAUCUCUGAUAUAGCUGCUAUACUCGACACGUCGCUUAGAGCCUUAUCGCGUUUACUCAAAACGGGAUUUAAAUCGUUGGAUCUGAAUGGAACAAUGAUGAGUUUUGAAUGCCCUUACGAAAACCGAUUAAGAAGGGAAGAUGAUAAAGAAAAAACUCCAAGUUGUGACCCAUAUUACAGGGAAAUAGAUGGAUAUUGCAAUAAUUUGAAAUAUCCCUUCAGAGGAAUGGCUAAUUAUCCAGCUCAAAGAUUUAUCCCGGCUGAUUAUGGAGAUGGGUUAAGCUCUCCGAGGUUAAAUAGAGUUGGUGGCGAACUUCCAAAUCCUAGGAUGAUAAGUGAGGUAUUGCCUAAGACUCCCAGAGAGAAUUUUUUUAUAACAAAUAUGGUUAUGACCUUCGGUCAGCUACUGGAUCAUGAAUUUGCUUUGGCUUCCAGCCCCACUGGUUUUAAAUACGGAAAAUUAAAAUGCUGCAAAAGAUCAGACGAGGAUAUAACGGAUAACGACAAAAAUCCGCUUUGCUUUGCCUUAAAAAUUAAUGCGUCUGAUAACUUUUACGAAAAAUUUAAUCUUAAAUGCAUGGAGGUAGUGAGAUCAUUUCCUGUGAUCUCUCGAGAUUGUCAUUUAGGUAGUAGAGAACAAAAUAAUGAAAUCACUUCUUUCAUAGAUGCCUCCCCUAUCUACGGCUCAUCCAAAGAAAUUUCAUAUUCUUUGAGAACAUUUGAUAAAGGAUUGAUGUUAACACAACCUAAUCCCCGACACCCUAAAUUGAAGCAUUUAUUACCCGUUUCUGAAAUAUCAUUUUCAAAACAAUGCGAAGAUAAACGAAACACUUCAUACAGAUGUUUUGCUUCUGGCGAUGAGAGAGUUAAUGAAAACACAAUUUUGAUAGCAAUUCACACUUUAUUUGUUCGAGAACAUAACAGGAUUGCGAAUGGAUUACUAUUGGUGAAUCCUCAUUGGAACGAUGAAAAAAUUUAUCAAGAGAGUAGAAGAAUCUUAGCCGCUGAAAUUCAACAUAUUACCUAUAAUGAAUUUUUGCCUAUAAUAAUUGGAGAAACUAACAUGAGAAGAUUUGGACUAAAUCUACAGAGGACUGGCCACUUUCAUAGUUACAAUCAAGAAGUGGACGCGACUGUAGAUCAUGGGUUUGUCACAGCUGCUUUUAGAUUUGGGCAUAGCUUGAUAAAUCCGAGCAUCUCGAUGUUAGAGGACUAUACAAGAUAUCGCCCAAUUAGACUGCAAAACGACUUUUUCCAACCUGAGCAUACGUAUGGAUCAAGGUUCCCGAGUGGGUUGGAUCCUAUAUUCAGGGGAAUUUAUAAACAAAAUUCGCAAAUGAUGGAUCAUCACAUAGUAGAAGACGUUAGGGAUCAUCUUUUCCGACUUCCUUCAGAACCAUUUGGUAUGGAUUUGAUUUCAAUAAAUUUGUUGCGAGGCAGGGAACAUGGAGUUCCUUCUUAUAAUACUUGGAGAGAAUUUUGUGGUAUGCCCCGUUUCGAAAAAUGGACAGAUAUGAUAGGAAUGUUUCCUGCUAUCGUGUUUCAUAGACUUUCCUCUAUUUACAGCCACCCCGAGGAUAUAGAUUUAUUUAUAGGAGGGGUCAGUGAAUUUUCCCCUCAAAGACUUGGGAAUAACCCCUCUCAAGGACUCUUAGGUCCAACGUUUGCUUGUAUAGUGGGCCACCAAUUUAAUCGAUUUAAAUACGGUGACAGAUUUUGGUAUGAAAAUUCUAAUAUCUCUGGAAUUAUUAACCACGCCUUCACGACAGAACAAUUGCAGGAAAUAAGAAAGGUGUCGCUUAGCAAAGUUGUCUGCGAUAACUCGGAUAGGAUUUUCCGAAUUCCAGAAAACGUUUUCCUCUCAUCAAAUAACCUGUAA
This is a messenger RNA of Gordionus sp. m RMFG-2023, 2202 nucleotides long. RefSeq names its product chorion peroxidase-like. Gene Ontology annotation, molecular function: peroxidase activity; heme binding. The transcript is spliced from 14 exons. Gene Ontology annotation, biological process: response to oxidative stress. The record is from RefSeq and is a predicted model, not a curated record. Lineage: Eukaryota; Metazoa; Nematomorpha; Gordioida; Chordodea; Parachordodidae. Bases 1 to 2202 code for a protein of 733 amino acids.